AUGCGGGUUCCAGAGCAGCAGAGGGCAGGCCGCCAGGGCACCGUGUGGUCCUCCGAACCCACCGGCGUCCCCUGCACAUCCACAGGCUGCCCCCCCACCCCCCGCCCCUCCUCCAAGCUGUCUGCCCGGAACGCUGGCUCUGCACGCUAUACUGAGCGGCUCUACUCGGUCGUUUUUGAGGACAUCUGCGGGCGCUACGGGAAGAAGUACAGCUGGGACGUGAAGUCGCUGGUGAUGGGCAAGAAGGCGCUGGAGGCGGCCCAGCUGAUCAGAGACACGCUGCAGCUCCCGAUGUCCGCGGAGGAGCUGGUGGAGAUGAGCCAGGCCAAGCUGAAGGAGGUCUUCCCCACGGCCGCGCUCAUGCCAGGCGUGGAGAAGCUGAUCCGCCACCUGCGGAAGCACGAUGUGCCGUGUGCCGUGGCCACCAGCUCGGGGACGGCGUCCUUCCAGCUGAAGACCAGCCGCCACCAGGACUUCUUCGGCCUCUUCCACCACGUGGUGCUGGGCGAUGACGCGGAGGUGCGGCGCGGGAAGCCGGACCCAGACAUCUUCCUGGCCUGCGCGCGCCGCUUUUCUCCGGCUCCUCCCCCCGACAAGGUACGCGGCGCGGCUGGGAACGGGGGAGACACCCGGUGCGGGUCGGGGGCUCUCGGUGUCCACGCGGACGGCUGCUGCGCGGCUCUUGAGACUGGAAGUGAGGGCACUGAGGCGGCGGGAGCGCCGUGCCCAGGGACGGCCCUUCACUUCGUGUGUGGGAGCACGGCUGCCCCGAGACACCCACCAGACAGAACCGCGCGGGGCGCCCGGGUGGGCCCCAGAGCGCCUGGACCUGACCGGGCGCGGCCGAGGGGCCUCGUGCGCGGAGGGGCCUUCAGUGACGCGGGUCUCCAGCGUCCUGGUUUGUGA
Molecule: messenger RNA, 906 nt
Organism: Odocoileus virginianus texanus
Lineage: Eukaryota; Metazoa; Chordata; Mammalia; Artiodactyla; Cervidae
Source: RefSeq, a predicted model, not a curated record